Molecule: messenger RNA, 2283 nt
Organism: Diaporthe amygdali
Lineage: Eukaryota; Fungi; Ascomycota; Sordariomycetes; Diaporthales; Diaporthaceae
Exons: 2
Coding region: 1-2283 (760 amino acids)
Biological process (GO): L-tryptophan biosynthetic process
Cellular component (GO): cytosol
Molecular function (GO): indole-3-glycerol-phosphate synthase activity; phosphoribosylanthranilate isomerase activity; anthranilate synthase activity
Source: RefSeq, a predicted model, not a curated record
AUGGCUUCAUUGGACAUAAUUGAUCAUUCUCCUCAUCAUCCGCAGCCCUCUGCGUCUUUGCCCACCGCCUCCAAUCUCGUCCUCAUCGACAACUAUGACUCCUUCACGUACAACGUCUACCAAUACCUCGUCCUCGAGGGUGCUACCGUCACGGUUUUCCGUAACGACCAGAUCUCACUGGAAGAGCUCAUCGCCAAGAAUCCCACCCAAUUAGUCGUCAGCCCCGGCCCAGGCCAUCCUCAGACGGACUCAGGCGUGAGCAGAGAUGCCAUUCGCCACUUUGCGGGCAAGAUCCCCAUCUUUGGCGUCUGCAUGGGACAACAGUGUAUAUUGGAUGUGUAUGGUGGUGAUGUCAGUCAGACGGGCGAGAUUCUCCACGGCAAAACCUCGCCUCUCAGCCAUGAUUCCAAUGGUGUCUAUCGUGGCAUGUCUCAAGGUCUUCCAGUCACGAGGUACCAUUCUCUUGCCGGAACUCAUGUGUCACUCCCGGAAUGUCUCGAGGUGAGCUCGUGGAUUGCAAAGGAGGACGGCUCAAAGGGGGUCAUCAUGGGCGUCCGUCACAAGGAGUUCACCAUUGAGGGGGUUCAGUUCCACCCAGAGAGUAUCCUUUCCGCCGAUGGACGGAUUAUGUUCAAAAACUUCCUGCUUACUCAGGGUGGUACCUGGAAAGAUGACCAAGAGCUCCGCACGGCUGUGGCCACGAACGGCGCCCACAACUCAGAAAACACGCCAAAGAAAAACAACAUCCUGCAGAAAAUAUAUGCUCACCGCAGAGCUGCUGUUGCCGCUCAAAAGCAGAUUCCGUCUCAGAGGCCUGCAGAUCUUCAAGCUGCCUAUGACCUCAAUUGCGCUCCACCACAAAUUUCGUUCGUCGACCGUCUGCGACAGACUCCUUUCGACGUCUCAUUGCUGGCGGAAAUCAAGAGGGGCUCACCUUCGAAAGGCGUCUUUGCUCUGGAUAUAAACGCGCCGACACAAGCCAAGAAAUACGCGCUCGCAGGCGCGAGCGUCAUUUCGGUCCUUACAGAGCCUGAAUGGUUCAAAGGUAGCAUCGAGGACCUGAGGGUGGCGCGUCAGGCUCUUGAGGGCAUGCCCAACCGGCCUGCCAUCUUACGAAAGGAGUUCAUUUUCGAGGAGUAUCAGAUCCUUGAAGCCCGUCUUGCUGGAGCUGACACGAUUCUUCUGAUUGUGAAGAUGCUUGACACAGAGCUUCUCGAAAGGUUGUACAAGUACUCCCUCUCGCUAGGGAUGGAGCCACUGGUCGAGGUUCAGAAUGCCGAGGAGAUGACAACUGCUAUCAAGCUUGGUGCAAAGGUGGUUGGCGUGAACAACCGAAACCUCGAAACCUUCGAGGUCGACCUGCGCACCACGAGGAGCUUGCGAAGCAUGGUACCCCAGGAAGUCAUCAUCUGCGCGCUAAGUGGCAUCAACACCCAUGCGGACGUCCAGGACUGCAAGAGCGACGGUGUGAAUGCAAUUCUGGUCGGCGAGGCCAUCAUGCGAGCAUCCGAUACAUCCAAGUUCAUCCAAGAACUAUGUUCAGGUACCACGACACCUUCCCCAAAGAUCGAGAAUCAACCGCUGAUUGUGAAGAUCUGCGGAACUCGUAGCGCCGAAGCUGCUGUCGAAGCCGUCAAGGCCGGAGCUGACUUGAUCGGCAUGAUCUUGGUACCUACAGCCAAACGUUGUGUAUCACACGAGACGGCUCUGGCCAUCUCGAAGGCAGUCCAUGACAAUCGCUCUACCAAGCACUUACCACAACCGGAUUUUCCAUCAAACAUGGCUCGUGAUUUUUUUGCAGGGUCCAAACGUAAUUUGACUGUUAAAGGCGCCUCGCUUGUCGGCGUCUUUAUGAACCAGCCUCUGGAAGAGGUUCUCGAGAAGCAGAAACUAUACGACCUGGAUGUUGUCCAGCUCCACGGCCGAGAGCCUGUUGAAUGGGCCCAUCUUAUACCUGUCCCAGUCAUCCGAAAGUUCCAACCGGGCGACCCUGGACUAGGUCUCCGCGGAUAUCACGCCAUGCCUUUGUUGGACUCUGGCUCCGGUUCUGGUCUACAACUCGACCAUGCUGCUGUUCGAAAGGACCUGGAGAAGGACGAGCACUUGGAGGUGAUAUUUGCUGGCGGCCUGAAUCCCGAUAAUGUUGUCGAAUCAGUCUCUGCCGUAGGUACUCUUUCGGCUAGGAUUGUCGGUGUCGAUGUGAGCAGUGGUGUUGAAGAGGGCGGUCAACAAAGCAUAGACAAAAUCAGGGCCUUCGUCAAAGCCGCCAAGUCCAUCAGGUAG